UCGUUGCGUGGAACCGCUGUUAUUUCUCAAUUCAAUUCCAUUGCUCUCUCACGUAAACAUAAUAAAUUGCAAGAAUAGUUUUUAAUGUGUGGAUAGACAAUUAUCUAGUUCAGUGAAAUCGGUAAAUACAUUAUGGUAUUGCAAGAAGAUCGUCCCUACAAUCCCAUUUUGCGAGCACCGAUGGAUCCUGACGAAGAAAUCGUUAUAUCUGGAAUAUCGGGGAGAUUUCCAGAGUCAGAUAACAUGAAACUAUUUUGUGAUAAUCUUAUGAAUAAAGUGGAUUUGAUUACUGAUGAUUCUCGGCGUUGGAUACUAGAUCACCCGGAAAUUCCCCAGGCUACAGGAAAAGUCAAUAAUAUUGAGAAGUUCGAUGCCGAUUUCUUUAGUUAUGACUUCAAGGAAGCUCAUACUAUGGAUCCACAAGGUAGAAUGUUGCUGGAGCACGCUUAUGAAGCAAUUGUUGAUGCUGGAGUCAAUCCCAAGAGCUUGAGGGGCACCAACACCGGGGUAUUCGUUGGAGCCUGUUGUGCAGAGUCCGAAAUCGUUUGGAUUUAUCAAAAACUUCAGAAAGAUGGCUAUGGUGUUACUGGAUCGUGCCGAGCGAUGCUGGCAAAUCGGUUGACUCAAUGGCUUGGAGUAAGAGGACCAAGUUAUACUGUCGAUUCCGCCUGCAGCUCCAGCCUCUUCGCCAUGGAGCACGCAUACAGAGCUAUUCGGACAGGUCUAUGUGAUUAUGCCCUCGUUGGUGGCACCAAUCUUUGUCUCCAUCCUUAUGUUUCAUUCCAAUUCGCACGCCUAGGUGUUUUAUCUCGUGAUGGUCGAUCGAAAUCGUUUGACAAUAACGCGAAUGGUUACGCCAGGGCUGAGACCAUAAGCGUAGCAUUCCUGCAAAAAUCCAAAGACGCAAAACGUAUUUAUGCAACUGUUGUUCACGCAAAGACUAACUGCGACGGCUUCAAACCCCAGGGGAUUACUUUCCCAUCGAGUAAGAUUCAGAGUGUUCUUCUAAAAGAUUUCUAUGAAGAGUGCAGAGUCUCGCCAUCAUCGCUGGCAUAUCUUGAGACUCACGGUACUGGAACUAAAGUGGGAGAUCCCGAAGAGCUAAAUGCAAUUGAAACAGUUUUCUGUCCGGGGAGGAAAGAGCCAUUGAUAAUUGGUUCAGUCAAAUCAAAUAUUGGUCACGCUGAACCAGCCAGUGGAAUGGGUCAAAUAGCUAAAGUAGUUAUUGCCAAUGAAACCGGUGUUAUUCCACCAAAUCUGCACUAUAAAGAGCCGCGUGAAGGUGUUGAAGCUCUUGCUGAUGGAAGACUCAAAGUUGUCACUGAAUUAACGCCUUGGAGUGGAGGAUAUGUUGGGAUCAGUUCGUUUGGCUUUGGUGGUGCCAAUGCGCACGUACUCCUUAAAUCGUUUUCUAAGAAAAAAAUUAAUGGUGGAGCUCCUCAGGAUGGCCUCCCGAGACUGAUUGUUGCUUCUGGAAGAACUGAAGAGGCUGUAGACUUUAUAUUGACAGAUAUUGAAAACCGUCCGAUUGAUGUAGAAUACAUCCGCCUGUUGCAUGAUCUUCACGCAGAGAAUCUUUCAGGUCACUUUUAUCGAGGCUAUACGAUCCUGAGUGGCUCAGGUGUAGAGAACAAGCCUCGAGAAAUCCAGCAUUAUUCAGAAAUCAAGCGACCUGUUUGGUUCGUCUUCUCGGAAUCGGAUGCCUGGUGGACAACGAAAUGCCACUCCCUCGUCGAAUUCCCAAUCUUCGCAAAUGCUAUAAGCAAAUGCGAUGCAAUUCUCAAGCCUUGUGGGAUCAAUGUCUACAGCAUCUUGAUGAAUAAUGACGGACAAAUGUCCAAUCAUGUCUUGAGUUCCUUUGUUGGCAAAACUGCUGUCCGCAUCGGACUCGUCGACCUUCUGACAUCAUUAGGAAUACAUCCAGAUGGUAUAAUUGGAUUUUCACGUGGAGAACUGGACUGUGGGUACGCUGAUGGUUCUCUCACCCUAGAGCAAACCAUCCUCGCGGCGUACUGGGCAGGUUUAGCACUCUUGGAGAUAAAAACAAUAACUGGUUCAAUGGCAAAAGUCAGUCUUGGUCACCAGGAGCUUCAAAACCUCUGCCCAGCAGAUAUCCAGGUUACCUACGAGGGCCCUGGAAACUCUAUUAUAAGCGGACCAGAAGAGUCCAUCAAAGCUUUCGUAGCUCAUUUGACUUCAAACAAAUUUCAGGCUCAGGAAAUUCGCUGUCACGACAUCCCUUAUUACAGUAGACACGUUGCAGGCAUUGAAUCAAAGAUAUUUACGCACCUGAAGAAAGCGAUCCCAGAGGCGAAACCUAGAAGUUCUAAAUGGUACAGCACAUCUGCACUCGAUUCUCAAUGGGACUCGUCUCAGACUAGAUUCUCAUCAGCAAAAUAUCACACAAAUAGUUUCCUCUCGCCCAUUCUCUGUGAUGGCACAUCAACAUUCAUCCCUGAAGAAGCCAUUAUUAUUGAGAUUGGGGCUCAUGGGCUUUCCGAAGACAUCCCGAAGAAAUCUCCCAACCCGAAGAAGACACACAUAAAUCUCCUUCAAGGUAGAUAUGAAAACAAUGUUGAAGCUUUCCUCCAUGCAAUUGGAAAAUCGUAUGAAAUUGGGAUGCAGCCCAAAAUAUGGAAUCUCUACCCGGAAGUAAAAUUCCCGGUAUCUAGGGGGACGCCUAUGAUAUCUCCUCUUAUCAAGUGGAAUCAUUCUGAGGACUGGUAUGUGACAUCCUAUCAGGAGCAGGAGAAGAUAACAUCUGGAGAGAGAACGCUGGAGUUGUCACUCUCUGAUGAGGACUAUGAGUACAUGAGUGGUCAUAUUAUCGAUGGACGGAAUCUACUCCCUGCGAUGGGAUAUUUAACACUCAUCUGGGAAACUCUGGGAAUGCUCAGGGGAAGAUUGUACACUGAAGUACCUGUUAUUUUCGAGGAUGUUAAUUUCGUGAGGGCAACAACAGUCACGAAAGAGCCCAUCAAGAUAACUCUUAUGAUUCAGAAAGGGUCAGGUAAAUUCGAAGUGAUCGAAGGUGGUGCAGCAAUCGUCACUGGAGUUGUUCGAACCACAAUAGAUGUUCAAUCCGAACAAAUAAAAAUAUCAGCGAGUGAAGAUGAACCUGAACCCCUGGAGGCCAAAGAUGUAUACAAAGAGUUUAGAUUACGUGGGUAUCAGUACUCUGGAUUAUUCCGGGCUAUUAAGAGUGCCAAUUUGGAUGGGACCAAGGGGACAAUCCGCUGGAACAGCAACUGGGUAGCAUUCAUGGACAAUAUGCUGCAGAUGAGGCUGUUGGGACUCGAUACGAGGAAUCUCCUCGUGCCUACAAGGAUUCAGAAGCUUGUGAUUGAUACUAAGGAACACUCUCGACAGAUUCGAUCACUGCCGUAUGAUGAACAAGAACUCAAGGUUUACGUGAGCAGAAAACACGACACGAUAACUUCCGGAGGAAUUCAGAUACGUGGAUUACAGGCGAGUUCGAUAUCUCGAAGAAAACCAGCAGGUGAACCAGUUCUGGAAACGUACAGAUUUAUACCUCACAGAGAUCUGGGGAGCGAAAUCUCAUUUAAAGACGCGAUUCGUCUGGCAGUACAUCUCUCUUUGGAGAACCACCUCAAUAUUAAAGUUAAAACAUUAGAAUUCCUAGAAAAGGGUGAAAAAUAUUCCUCCGAAGAUCUCUUCUCCGUCAACAUCGCAGAAAUACUGGCAGAUCUUCCAAUGAUUCAAUCAGACGUAAACAUAGUCACAGCAGAGAAUCCCUUCGAAGAAGAUUCACCUCAAAACAUCAACGUGAUAGAACCCAAGAAAUUGUCCUCAGACACCAAUACUCUACUGCUAGUUGCUCGAGAUUUUCUCUCACCCAAAAAAAGUGCAACAUUGACACACUACCUAUCAACUCUGAAAGACGGGGGCUUUAUCCUCUCACUGGAGUCCUCAUCGCCAGAGGACAUUGAUCUAUCCCUGAAGAAAUACUCUCUCCAUCUAAUAUCCGAAAGAACAGUCACUGGCUCCAGACUUGUCCUUCUCCGUAAAAUGGAAAAAAUUCCCAGAAAGUCUGUUCUCAUUUACGUCAGUAACAAAGAAUUUACGUGGCUUGACAACUUAAAAGCAGUAUUGCAGGCAGAAACUGAGCGCGAGCUAUCAGGGGCAUCUAGAAUUCUGCUGAUAAGCGAUAAGACAUUUGAGAAUGGUCUUCUGGGUUUUGUUAAUUGUCUCCGAAGGGAGCCCGGUGGAGAGAUCGUUCGGGCGGUGGUGAUCCAGGACUCAAGUGCUCCCGAUUUUUCACUUUCCGAGCCUCUCUAUGCUGAGCAAAUGAAGCUAGACCUUGCCGUUAACGUUCUGAGACCAGGAGGUAAUUGGGGAUCAUACAGACAUCUUCCUCUUCCAGUUCUGACAGAACGUUUGAGUGAUCAUGUCUGGGCAAAUCAACUUGUCAAAGGCGAUUUGACCUCGUUCCGAUGGAUGCAAGGACCAAUCACACCAAACUUCAAGGACUCUGAUCUCAUCAAUGUCGUCUAUUCACCGAUCAACUUCAAGGACGUCAUGAUUGCUACGGGAAAAUUGAAUGCCGAUGUCUUUGUAAAAACUAGAAGUGCAGCAGAGUGUCUCCUAGGAUUUGAGUAUGCUGGAAUAACAUCUAGUGGCUCCAGGGUAAUGGGUAUCAUCAAUUCGUAUGCUAUGACCAAUCUGUUGGUUCAUGAUCCCAAUUUAACUUGGCGAGUGCCAGAUUCGUGGACUCUGGAAGAGGCAGCCACUGUGCCGUGUGUUUAUGCCACCUGCUGCUAUUCUCUUUAUCUCCGGGCAAACAUGAAGAAGGGAGAUAAAGUACUGAUUCACGCUGGAUCUGGUGGUGUUGGUCAAGCAGCUAUUCAUCUCGCCCUGUCGACUGGUUGUGAAAUUUUUACGACUGUUGGCACUCCAGAGAAGAGGGCAUUCAUUCACAAGACAUUUCCGCAGAUUCCUGAUGAUCACAUUGGGAAUUCCAGGGAUACGAGUUUCGAGCAGAUGGUGAUGAACAAGACAAAUGGAUAUGGAGUUGAUAUUGUUCUUAAUUCACUAGCUGAAGAUAAGCUGCAGGCGUCAGUAAGAUGUCUAGCUGAAGGAGGUAAAUUCUUGGAGAUCGGAAAGUUCGAUAUGGCUAAUAAUAGCCCUUUGGGAAUUUCUGCUUUCUCCAAGGGGAUUAGUUUCUAUGGAGUAUUGGUGGAUAAAGUAUUUGAGGCACCUCUGGAAAAAAGAGAAGAGCUGCAUAGAUUAAUGCAAAAAAUUCUCGAUGAAGGGGCCAUCAGGCCGUUUAAUGCUACUGUAUUUCCCAGAGAGCAAAUUGAAUCGGCUUUUAGGUACAUGGCUGCUGGUAAACACAUUGGAAAGGUUGUCCUUAAGAUUCAAGAUGAAAAAAGUUUGGGAAAGAGAAUUCCUGCUUCUCCGCGAUAUUAUUGUCGCAGAGACCGUUGUUACUUAAUUCUAGGGGGUCUCGGUGGGUUCGGCCUCGAAUUAGCUGAUUGGCUGAUUUUUCGAGGAGCAAGACACUUGGUUCUCACUUCUCGUUCAGGUAUCAAAAGUGGCUAUCAACGGAUAAGGAUUAAACUGUGGAGAAGUUACGGUGUCAAUGUCACUAUCAUCACUGGAAAGGAAGCAUCCAAGGAAAAGGAUUGCGAAGAAAUUCUUUCGAUAGCUUCGAAACAGGCACCAGUGGAUGCGAUUUAUAAUCUCGCCGUCGUCCUGAAAGACAGUCUUUUGGAGAAUCAAACAGCAGAGAUGUUUGAGGAGUCGUUCAAAGCCAAAGCUUGGAGCACAAGAAAUAUUGAUGAACUUUCUAGAAAAUUGUGUCCACAACUUCGGUAUUUUGUUGUCUUCUCUUCAGUCUCCUGCGGUCGUGGAAAUGCAGGGCAAACCAAUUAUGGAAUGUCCAACUCUGUUAUGGAGAGAAUCUGUGAAAGACGGGCUGCUGAGGGCCUUCCUGCACUGGCAAUUCAGUGGGGAGCUGUUGGAGACGUUGGUCUCGUUGCAGAUAUGCAGGAAAAUGACAAAGAGCUCGUGAUUGGAGGUACUCUCCAGCAGAGGAUAACAUCCUGUCUUCACGAACUCGAUGGCUUCCUCAAUCAAACCUCUCCAAUCGUUGCGAGCAUGGUGGUAGCUGAAAAGAGAGCUGGUGGCUCUGGUUCUCUGAAUGUCGUUGAUACUGUGCUCAAUAUCAUGGGUUUCAAAGAUCUGAAAUUAGUUGGACAUCAUACGUCACUGGCUGAACUGGGGAUGGACUCGAUGAUGGCUGUGGAGAUCAAGCAGACGUUGGAACGGGAGUUUGAGAUUUUUCUAACAGCUCAAGAUAUUCGCAACCUGAAUUUCGCCAAAUUGAUUGGUAUGAACUCGAGAGAUACUGAGCUGAAGAGAAUGAUUGAGGACACGAGGGAGGAAGAGGAACUUAUAGGGAUGAAAUUACUGAUUAGAUUGCUUGGAGAGGAGGAGGCAAUGAACGAGACUUGCUUAAAAUUAUCCACGGGACUGACGAGUGGACAACCUGAGGUGUUUUUCAUUCCGGGACUUGAAGGUUGCGGUGCUGUAUUUAUGAAAUUGGCAAAGAACAUUAAAGCUCCUGCGACUUGUCUACAAUUAAAUAAUAUGGGGACACAGUAUCUUUCUAUUCGGGAUAUGGCACGUCUAUUAUUGCCGUACAUGUUGAAGAGAAAUCGUGAAACGCGGCACUUCAUAAUUGUUGGAUACUCGUAUGGAUCACUCAUUGCUAUUGAACUCAUGAGACAAUUGGAAGCCAAAGACUUCAGUGGAAAAUUAAUUCUAAUCGACGGCGCUCCACUCUAUAUGAAAUCCAUCAAAGAUCAACACUUGAGAGCAGAUAACGACGAAGAACUCCAAACAAAUGUUCUCAUCGGAAUGGCCGAUGCUGCUCUAUCUGAAGGAAGUAUCGCACUGUUAGCGGAUCUUAAAAAAUGUAAAUCUUGGGACGAAAAGUUGAACGUUUUUAUGGAACGCACGCAGACUGAUACUCUGGAAAUCUCCGUUGAGCAACGACGGAAUAUUUGUACCUGCAUUUACAAUCGAUUACUUGCACUUGAUCAUUACGAUAUUUCUAGUGACGCUCCUCUGAAAUCUCCAAUUACUCUUCUGAAACCAACACAGGAGGCUCUAAAGAAUUUACCUGUAGAUUACGAUCUCCGCAAGGUAACGAGGGAGAAGGUCCUGUGUCGGAUUCUAGAGGGAAAUCAUCUGACGAUUAUUGAUAAUCCGGAGGUAACAGACAUUAUAAAUAACGAGGAAAUUCAAGAGAUGAUGCCAGCGAAAACCAGUAUCAGUAAACCCGGAGCAUUCGUCAAUACUAUCGAUACUAUCAAUGAUACAAAUCGUGGGAAGACAUUGAGUUAAACAGAUUACAAUGUUUAAUUAAUGACAAUAAAUUUAUCGCAAAUUUUGACGUUUGUCACUCGAUUUCUAGUGCAUCGCUUUGUGAAAACGUGUUUCGCUCAUUUUACGCUAAGCAAAUAGUGUCAGAACCAAUCCAAUGGUUGUCUGAAAAUUAAUAAAGAUAAAUUGUUUGAUA
Molecule: messenger RNA, 7546 nt
Organism: Fopius arisanus
Lineage: Eukaryota; Metazoa; Arthropoda; Insecta; Hymenoptera; Braconidae
Product: fatty acid synthase
Exons: 10
Coding region: 133-7371 (2412 amino acids)
Biological process (GO): fatty acid biosynthetic process
Molecular function (GO): phosphopantetheine binding; fatty acid synthase activity; 3-oxoacyl-[acyl-carrier-protein] synthase activity
Source: RefSeq, a predicted model, not a curated record